ACUUCUUUCUCUGGAGUCACUGCCUGGGUUCUCCACCCCAUCUGAGGUCUGAGCACCCUGCCACAUCAGAGCUGUUUCCACAGGAUUCCUUUAGGAGCAGAGUCACGAUGAGUGUCCAGAACCCCCUGAGACUCCUGGAACUGGCGGGAAUGAGCUUGCUGAGGGAUGAGGCCUCAGCCAUCACGGCUCUGAAGGAUCUGCCCACAGAGCUCUUCCCCCCAGUGUUCAUGGAGGCCUUCCAUGGGAGAUACAGUGAGACCCUGAAGGCCAUGGUGCAAGCCUGGCCCUUUGUCCGCCUGCCUCUGGGGGGCCUGAUGAAGAUGCCUCAUCUGGGAACCUUACAAGCAGUACUGGAUGGGCUUGAUAUCCUGCUUGCACAGAAAGAUCAUCCCAGGAGGUGCAAACUGCGGGUGCUGGAUUUAAGAAAUACCAGCCAGGACUUCUGGAGAAUGUGGUCUGGAGACAGGACCCAUGGAUGUUCAAGCUCACUGAUGGCACAAGUGGCUGAGGACAGGUCAAGGACAAAACAGCCCGUGGCUCCCUUGGAGGUAUUCAUAGAACUUCAUCUCAAGGAGAGGACCCUGGAUGGAUUCCUCACCUACCUCAUCAGGUGGGUGGAGCAGAGAAAAGCUUCCAUACACCUGUGCUGUAAGAAGCUGAGGAUUCUUUCAUUUCCCAUGGAAAAUAUUAUGAAGGUCCUGAGUAUGGUGCAGUUGGACUGUAUUCAGGAGGUACAAGUGAAUUGCACCUGGCAUCUGUCCACCCUGGCCAUGUUUGCUCCUCUCCUGGGCCAGAUGGGUAAUGUGCAGAGACUCCUUCUCUCCCACAUCCACCUGUCUGCACCUGGGGAGCAGGAACAGCAGCACUUUGUCCAAAUUACCUCUCAGUUCCUCAGGCUGCACCAUCUCCGGGAUCUCCAUCUGGAAUCUCCCUCCUGCCUUGAAGGAUGCCUGGACCAGAUGCUCAGGUGCCUGAUGACGCCCUUGGACAACCUUGCAAUAACUCACUGCCUCCUUUCGGAUUCAGACUUGAGCCAUCUGUCCCAGUGUCCGAACAUCAGUCAGCUAAAGAGCCUGGAUCUGAGUGGUGUCACCCUGACCUACUCUAGUCCUGAGCUCCUCCCAGUUCUGUUGGAGAAAGUUGCAGCCACCCUCCAGGAACUGUAUUUAGAGCAAUGUGGGAUCAGGGACUCUCACCUCGAAGCCAUCUUGCAAUCUCUGAGCCACUGCUCUCAGCUCAUGUUCUUCAGCCUGCGUGGAAACCUCAUCUCCAUGGCCAUCAUGGAGAAGCUGCUGCGACACACCUCCGGGCUGCCCAGCUUAAGUCAAGAGCUGUAUCCUGUCCCUCAGGAGAGUUACAGCUCUCAGGGGAUCCUCCAACUGGGAAGAUUUGCCCAGUGUCAGGCUGAACUGUUUGAGAUUCUGAGAGUCUUAGGACAUCCCAGGAUCAUCUGGAUUAGUUCCAGCCCCUGUCUGCACUGUGGAGAUAACAUAUUCUAUCAUCCCCAGCCCAUCAUAUACCUCUGAAAUACCCCUAACUACUUGGGUGCAUCUAAAAGCUUUCUUCUGAGCACUUGGAAACUGAUAUCUAGGACAUAGUUCCAUCAUGAAGGGAAAACAGACCCAUGGUUUCAGACAUCUGCUCAGUGUGAAUGGGAGAAGAAAAAGUGAUUAAGGGAGGGUGCAUGAAUGCAGAGGGAAAAGUUGACUCUGACAGGUAAUAGUCCUUUUGGGGAAAUGUGUCUUAUAGAGUUAGAAAUAUGAACCUAAAUUUCUGGAGGUGGAUUGAGUCUUGAGACCCAUGUGUUGGAGUUAUCCCUGGGUAGAUGGCUGUAAACGAAUGGUCGGAAAUAAAGAGACUCUCAGUGUAAACUGACUGCUGCCCUCCAUGCUGUAUUAUCCUGAUUUCUCAGUUUAUACCACAGGAAUCUCCAGAUACUGAUGGAAGAAAAAAAAUGGCUCUGAAUUGUCUAUGAUCUCUAAUCUUACCAUUCCUGCCAGUUCUUUAGUCUGGGGCAUCUCUUACUUCCUUGCUUAUUUCUGUGGCUGUUCUGUGGGUUAAUACACACAAAGAGGAACAUACUCAGUGGUCAGUGAGCCACUGGAGUGAAGAGCUCUUGGCAGGGCCCUCACUGCUGGCUCAGGCCAUGACCCUGGACGUAAGCAGUCCUCAUGGUUCUCCUGGUGGGUCCAUAAGUCUCAGUUCUUGACUUUUCAGUGUAGGGGGAAUGGGCUUUACUGCACAAGGCAUGGCUCCCAGUUCUGGAAGGGGUCAUCCACACUGCAGAUAAGCUGAACCUCUGGACCCAUGGUGAGUAAUGGUCCUUCCUGAAUUAAUCUAGUUGGAUCAGGGAAGUUACACAAAUUUCUUUUAGCAAACUACUA
Balaenoptera acutorostrata (minke whale) is the source of this 2384-nucleotide messenger RNA. Its product is annotated as PRAME family member 12-like. The record is from RefSeq and is a predicted model, not a curated record. Gene Ontology annotation, biological process: positive regulation of cell population proliferation; negative regulation of cell differentiation; negative regulation of DNA-templated transcription. Gene Ontology annotation, cellular component: cytoplasm. The transcript is spliced from 4 exons. Lineage: Eukaryota; Metazoa; Chordata; Mammalia; Artiodactyla; Balaenopteridae. Bases 108 to 1526 code for a protein of 472 amino acids.